Molecule: messenger RNA, 750 nt
Organism: Aspergillus brunneoviolaceus CBS 621.78
Lineage: Eukaryota; Fungi; Ascomycota; Eurotiomycetes; Eurotiales; Aspergillaceae
Product: SCF ubiquitin ligase complex subunit HRT1
Exons: 4
Coding region: 27-389 (120 amino acids)
Biological process (GO): protein ubiquitination; ubiquitin-dependent protein catabolic process
Cellular component (GO): cullin-RING ubiquitin ligase complex; nucleus
Molecular function (GO): cullin family protein binding; ubiquitin protein ligase activity; zinc ion binding
Source: RefSeq, a predicted model, not a curated record
AAGGAACGACCCCAACACAAGUGAAAAUGGCGGACGUGGAAAUGAAAGAGGCGACCACUUCUGGCGCCUCUAAGGCGAAGGAGAUGUCCAAUGCCACAGAUGCCUCCAGUGAUGGCAAGAAAAAGUUCGAGGUCAAGAAGUGGAACGCUGUGGCUCUGUGGGCUUGGGACAUUGUUGUCGACAACUGUGCGAUUUGCCGCAACCAUAUCAUGGAUUUAUGCAUCGAAUGCCAGGCAAAUCAAGGUUCAUCUACGACGGAAGAGUGUACAGUAGCCUGGGGCAUCUGUAAUCACGCCUUCCACUUCCACUGUAUCUCACGAUGGCUGAAAACUCGCCAAGUCUGUCCCUUAGACAACAGAGACUGGGAGUUUCAAAAGUAUGGUCGGUAGACUCGUAUCUGCUGCGAUUGGGUCUAGACAGCAGGCUGGCCAUGGCUUCACUCGUACAUUCUCUAACUGAGUAUGAUCGGACUGGGAGGGAUUGGGUGGCGUUGAGCGGUUUCUUUUGCAUUCCGAGCAGUGACUUUCAAAUUAUUCAUACAGAUCUAGGCUGUUUGUGAGGGACGCGGACAACCGUGAUCGAAUCAGGCUCAGAAUGAAUUGUAAAGUCCACAGCUAAAUCUCAUGCAACUUUACACCAUCUACCAUGACCCCUGCAACUCCCAUAUCUGCCGACGUCGGUGCCAGCCAUUUUUCAGGCCUCUUGUUGUACAUAGGCCAAGGCGGGAUCACCAUCAAGCCAGUUGCUACU